Desarmillaria tabescens is the source of this 3009-nucleotide messenger RNA. RefSeq names its product NAD-dependent epimerase/dehydratase. NCBI's taxonomy places the organism in Eukaryota, Fungi, Basidiomycota, Agaricomycetes, Agaricales, Physalacriaceae. The record is from RefSeq and is a predicted model, not a curated record. Bases 1 to 3009 code for a protein of 1002 amino acids. The transcript is spliced from 3 exons.
AUGAAGGACCCAAUUCUUGUUACCGGUGGUUUUGGAUUUAUUGGCUCUGCCGUCGCCCGUCAUCUUCUCCAAGAAGGCUACGUCGUUCACGUUGUGGAUAUUCAUGGUCCACUGCUUGAUCAUAUGAAUAUUUGCACCAACUAUUACAUUGGAGAUUUGCGAGACCCAGGGGUGUGUGCUAACGUCGUUCGCGACUGUAAAACCGUACUUCACUUUGCGGCCAACAUGGGAGGCAUGGGCGCAAUUCACGACGCCAAUGAUUUCGCCAUCUAUAAAGAUAAUCAUCUCAUGACCCUCCAUCUCCUUUCUGCUUCUAUCGAUGCUGCCAUCGAAUGUUUCCUCUUUGCAUCUUCCGCUUGUGUAUAUCCAUCUAUCAUCCCUUCGAAGGGCGAUAUUUCACUUCGCGAAGGAGACGUGUGGUCGGAAGGAUUCUAUCCCAACCCCCAAGGCCUCUACGGCUUCGACAAGCUCAACACCGAGCUCAUCCUUUCUCAUUUCUCCCACAGACUAUCUAUCCGCAUCGCGCGCUUCCACAAUAUAUUUGGCCCUGGCGGUGCCUGGUUCAACGGAAGAGAGAAAGCCCCAGCAGCCCUUCUUCGAAAAGCCUUUGUCGCCAAGCGUGCUACCGAAGCAGGAUCCAAGGCUCGUUUCGAGAUAUGGGGUGAUGGGAGUCAGCGUCGGAGCUUCCUCUACAUCGAUGAUUGUGUAGAGGGGAUUUUAGCUCUUCUCAGGUCGGACCACACCGAGCCCGUCAAUAUUGGGUCGGACCGUGCCGUGACGAUCAAGGCUCUGGCGCAUCUGGCCCUUGAUUGUGCCCAGGUAUUGCCAGAUGAUGUGUUAUUUGAGUAUCAGACGGAGAGACCCCUUGGCGUUGCUGCACGCAAUUCUAACAAUGACAUGGCUUUGAAGAUCCUCCAUCCCUGGAAGCCCCGCGUUCCUCUAGAGGAGGGAAUGAAGAGGACGGGAGUUUGGAUUGCAAGUCAGCUCGACGCCGUCUUACAGCGGGUCAAUGGUACCGAUAUCCUUGAUCGCCUUGGAUCGAGCACUGUCGUAAACCUGCGAACGGCCGUGACUUUUGCCAUCCUGCUGCCUAUCACUUCGCGUGGUACGGAAUCAGAGUUUCAGUGCCUCGAUAAUCUUCGGCGCUUUGCUGAUUCAUUGGUGCGGACUACUUGGCGAGAUGUUUUCCUCCCGGAGACGGAGACGAGUUUCGGUAUCAAGAUCAUCCUUGCGAUCGACUACGACGAUACUUUCCUUGUGAAGGGAAACAAAGCAGAAGUGAUUCUUCGGUCUUUCGGGCUCAACGUGUCGACCAUUAUAUGUCAUCAACCUCGCGGUCAUGUCUGCAGUCUCUGGCGUCACUGCGCAAGAGCAGCGUAUGGUGAUCCUUCGAUUAACUACUUUGUUCUGAUGGGAGAUGACGUUGAGAUUUUGGAUGAGGGUUGGAUGGCCAAGAUCCAUUCUUCCUUCAUAUCCAUUUCGCACGAAUGUCAUACCCCCUUUGGUUUCGGGUGUGUCGCAUUCAAAGACCUCUCAUUUCCUGGAAUGCCGACCUUCCCCAUUGUACAUCGCACCCACCUGGACAUCUUCAGUGGAGAAGUCAUUCCUGAAAAUUUCGUUAAUCAGGACGGUGAUCCGUUUCUUUUUCAGCUGUAUCGCCGAUGGGGAUGUUCGUCCAUGCUCGAGGACGCGACUCUUCAAAACUCUCUUGGCGGAAGUGGGGACGCUCGAUAUGCAAAACUACCUACACCAAGCUGGUCCUUCCAAACCCUCGAUAGAGCUGUCGACGUUGCGAGACAAUGGUUACAAGUCCAGAAUCCUGACAUCCAGUCCAAGCUCGCUAUCGACAUUGUCGUUCCCUCUUUCCGCGUUAAUCUCUCUCUUCUGGAGCGUAUCCUUGCUUUACGGCCAUCCCCCACAGCUAGUACCAUGUUCAUCAUCAUCAUUGAUGAUCCUGGCUCUUCUGCUAUUGAUGUGUUACAGAAGAAAUACGGGCAUCGAGUAGAUGUGCGCAUCAGGGUGAAUGAUAGCAAUCUAGGUGCCUCAGCGUCUCGAAAUCGCGGGAUGGACGAGUCAUCGGGUGACUGGAUCAUAUAUCUGGACGAUGAUGUUGAGCCUGAUCCUGAUUUGAUUCCCUGUGCAGAGGCUCACAUCCGUGCUCAUCCCAACGCUGCGGGCUUCGUGGGAAACGUGCACUUCCCUCCUGCAAACUCGAUCUUCACAACAGCUGUUCACCUCUCCGGUGUUACCUACUUCUGGAAUAUCGCCGAAAAGAUCAAGGAUGACCUUCCGUGGGGCGUGACGGCUAAUCUGAUCUCUCGUCGAAUGAGCGAUGGCGUGAAAUUUGACCUCCGCUUCCCAAAGACAGGAGGAGGAGAAGAUAUAGAUUUUUGCGCUAGGAAGAAAGAGUUGAAUCACUCAGGAGAAGGUUUCUAUUCCGCACCAGACGUUACAGUCAUGCAUCCGUGGUGGUCCGAUGGUCGCCGCUCGUACUGGCGCUUCUAUGGAUGGGGGUUCGGAGAUAGUAGUCUCAUCGGGAUGUAUCCCCAGUUCGUCUCAUGGGACUACGCUCCGAAUUCCCCUGAGCUUCUGCUUUGCGCCGCCUUCAUCUCUAGUUCCGGUGCAGUGUUCCGACAUAUUGCUCCUGUCUGGAUGGGACUGAAGCUAGCGGUGGUCGUGUUCCUGGUUAAUCUCUUGCAUGAUCUCUACAGGCGUCUCUGGGCAGAACCAUUCGAUGAGAUGUCGAUGCCGGCCAAACCAGGAGAGCGUCAUUUGGUCCAAGGAUAUGCGAGAGUUGUCGCGAUUUUGGAGAGCACCCUUAUCAGGAUGUCCAGCGAGGCAGGAAAGACUGUUGGGCUUUUAAAACAAGGGCAAUGGUAUUAUCUUGGGAAGCGAUUUGACUGGUUCACUGGACGAUGGGGGGAUGGACCGAAGAGAAAUGAAAGGAAGAACAGUGUGCAGAGAUUCAUCCUUGUGGUUCUGAUCUACAUUGCUUGGAUUAACGUCUAG